This is a messenger RNA of Vicia villosa (hairy vetch), 2579 nucleotides long. RefSeq lists its product as uncharacterized. NCBI's taxonomy places the organism in Eukaryota, Viridiplantae, Streptophyta, Magnoliopsida, Fabales, Fabaceae. The record is from RefSeq and is a predicted model, not a curated record. The transcript is spliced from 8 exons. The coding region runs from base 80 to 2275 and encodes 731 amino acids. Gene Ontology annotation, molecular function: protein binding.
GACCAUAAUAUAAGGGUUAAACUUCUCUUCCUCAUCUCACAUUGUUCUUUCACUCUUCAUCUCAACCUUGAAGGUCACCAUGAACAUUAUUGAAAUGGAAGAGUAUAUUUAUGGCACCGCAUACACCCCGGACUUGGAAGACGGCAGCCUACGAGAGUAUACAGUAGAAGAAAAGUGGGAAAAAGUUGAGUAUCUAUACAAAUUGGAUCCAAAAUUCAGCACAAUAAAUAUCCACAAAAGUAGAGGAACGGCACUGCAUGUGGCAGUAAAUGAUAACAAUGGAGAUGUUGUCAGAAAUCUCGUUGCUUCAAUCAUAAGUCACAAUAAUGAGAAGGCCCUUAAAUGUAAGAAUGAAAAGGGUGACACUCCAUUGCACCUUGCAGCAUCAAGAGGAUUCAAAGAUAUAUGUGAAUGUAUCAUAGGAGAAAAUGGUGAAAGGAAGGAUUUGAUUCUUAUUGAUAACAACGCUGGAGAGACUCCUUUGUUUCUUGCUGCACUGUCUUGGCAAAAAGAAACUUUUGUUUAUCUCUUCAAUUUUAAACCAAGGGAGGGUGAUCGUGAUGUCGAUGGUAAUUAUUCUUAUUAUAAAGAUCUUAUUAGAUACAAUGGAGAUAGUAUUCUUCACUGUGCCAUCAGAAGAGAAUUUUUCGAUUUGGCGCUUAUAAUAAUCGAUAAAUUUCCUGAUCUUAUUUCCAUUCCGAACAAAAAAGGAUUUAGUCCUCUUAAACUUCUUGCUACUAGGCCCUCGGCAUUCAAAAGUGGAUGCAACAUGAUAUGGUGGAAGAGGAUUCUGUACCAUUGUAUACCUGUGGGAAUCCUAAAUGUGGAAGAAGUUGUCAAAUAUUAUGCCAUGAAACAAGAUGAGUCAAGCUUCCCUAACAAUUGUCCAGAGAACUAUCACACAUGUUAUCUCUUUUAUCAAAAAUGUAAAAAGUAUGUUGUUAAACCUAAAGAAGCUGUCGAAUAUGCAUCUGAAGAAAUCGGAGAGAAACCCAAAGUGUUGCCAAAUGAUCAACAUUGCAAUAUAUCGAAGCAAUCUAAACACAAACAUCUUCCAGAAAACUAUGCUACCUGUAUUUUGUUUAUGAAGUUUGCAUGGAUUCAUAUCCUUGGCCUUUCAGGAGUAGGGGUUGAGGAAAUUCAAAAGAUGAAACAAAAACACAAAUGGAGUGUUCAACUAUUGAACAAAUUUAUGGAGAAGCCUUAUGAAUCGUAUUGGGCAACUGGCACCAAACCAAUACAAUAUGCCAGUGGAACAGAUUUCCUGUCUGCUUACAAUCCAAAUCAGGGAGAUAAAAAAAGUGAGGAGCCAGCGAUUUCUAAGACACUGGAAAGUGAGACAGCAAUUUUGACAGCAGCAAGAAAUGGCAUAGUUGAAAUAGUGAAUGAGCUUAUAACAAAAAUACCAAGUUCAAUAUACGAUUUUAACUUGGAAAAUAAAAAUGUAUUACUUGUAGCAGUUGAGAACAGAAGAACCAAUGUAGUUGAGGCAUUAAGAAAACGGUUUAAAGGGUGUAAAACAAAGGUAAUAUUUGAAAACUUAAUCCAAGGUGUGGACAAGGAAGAGAACACUGUGUUACAUUUAGCAGCUACAAGAUGUGAUCAAGAUUGGCACAUUUCUGGAGAUGCCUUGCAAAUGUUGUGGGAUAUCAAAUGGUUUCAGUACACUAAAGAACUAGUGCCAGAGCAUUUCACAGUUAGAACAAACAAAGAGGAUAAAACAGCAGGGGAAUUAUUCAAGAAAUCACAUGUAGAACUGGUGAAAGACGGUAGUGCAUGGCUGAAAGACACUUCUAAUUCUUGCUCUGUAGUAGCAGCUCUCCUUGCUGGCGUUUCCUUUGCUACAUCGAGCACUGUGCCGGGCGGUAACAAAAGUGACACAGGCGAACCAACAUUGGAAGGAAAGCCUGCAUUUGAGGCAUUUGCUAUGUCUUCAGUAAUUGGUCUUUGUUUCUCUGUCACUGCACUCAUAAUGUUCCUUUCUAUACUCACUUCUCGAAAAGAAGCCAAAGAUUUCAGAAUUGAUUUGCCAAGGAAGCUUCUUUUUGGAUUGAGCUCUCUUUUCUUGUCCAUUGUUGCAUUGUUCGUUACUUUCUGUUCGGGUCAUUUCUUUUUGAUUGACCACAAGUUCAAGCACAUUGUGUUUCUGAUAUAUGCAGUCACUAGCUUUCCUGUGACAUUGUAUGCAGUAGCACAACUUCCACUUUACAUUGAUCUUCUGAGAGGUAUUGUAACCAAACUGCCAAAGACAAGUGAUAAAGGCGAGCACCUUUAAAGGUGAAAAUGGGUUUGGCUUGUUAAAAUAAAGAAGACAGUGGCUUGAGUACUACAUUGUUUUGGUUUGAGUACUACUUUGUUUUGGCUUGAGCAGUUUAUAUAUUUAUUCAUAUGACUAAUGUUGGAUUGUGGUUAUUUUAGUGAGAUUCUGUUAUUAUGUACUCUGUCAAUGCUUAAUGAUGUUUGGUUAUUUUAGCAUUUGCAACCUGUAUUGCUACUCUUCUUAGCUACAACUUAUUUAGACUAAUUCUCCUAUAUGAGAAUCAUCAAAAGGCUUGAACAUGUCGUCUAAAUGAGUUCAA